CAAGGGCCGUCGUCAUUCCGAGGAAAAAUAUCACUUUCAUGGUUUCUGCAUCCAACGAAACGAUCGUGGGCCCCUUGAGAACGGCAUAUUCUUGAUUGGGAUGUUGCCCAUUUUUCGUCAAAUAAUGUUGCUCCUGCCCCGGAGAUGCUACGGUUUCCAGAGAGGACAGAGAGGAUGACACCACACUCUUCUCUGUUUCUUGAUUCCCAUCUUUUCCUCCUUUUUUCCACUGAUAUAGAUUUGCCUCUGUCUGCGAAGUAACUCUUUCUUUUUGCCUUAAUCCUCGCUAUUUACUGUUGUGUUGUGGGGGGUGUCUUGAAUCUGCAAUUUGAGAGGGGAAGAACGAGAACAAGAAAAGAGAAAAAGAUGUGGAUCUUCGGGUGGAAAGGACCUUCUGGAUUCUCUGCUCGCUCUACGGCUGAAGAAGUCACUCAGGGAAUCGAUGGAACUGGUUUCACUGCCAUUGUCACAGGUGCCUCUAGUGGUAUUGGCGUGGACACUACAAGAGUUCUUGCUUUACGUAGAGUCCAUGUCGUUAUGGCCGUGAGGAACAUGGAUGCUGGUAGGAGUGUCAAAGAAGCUAUACUUAAGGAACUCCCAUCUGCUAAGAUUGAUGUGAUGGAGUUGGAUCUCAGCUCUAUGGAAUCUGUUAGGAAAUUCACGUUGGAUUAUCAAGCAUCCGCUCUUCCCUUGAAUCUCCUUAUUAAUAAUGCAGGGGUAAUGGCAUGUCCCUUCACGCUUUCCCAAGACAACAUAGAACUACAGUUUGCAACAAACCAUAUAGGUCAUUUUCUUCUGACAAAUCUUUUGUUGGAGACAAUGAAGAAAACGUCACAGGAAAGCAAUGCAGAAGGAAGGAUAGUUAUUGUGUCCUCAGAGGGUCACCGCUUUGCAUACCGAGAAGGAAUUCGUUUUGACAAAAUAAAUAGUGAAUCAGAGUACAAUACUAUACAAGCCUAUGGACAGUCGAAGCUCGCAAACAUAUUACAUGCUAACGAGCUUGCAAGGCGCUUAAAGGAAGAAGGGGUGCAGAUAACUGCUAAUUCACUUCAUCCUGGAUCUAUAGCAGCGACCAAUCUUGUUCGCCACCAUAGCAUUCUCAAUGUACUUGCUACUCUUGGAAAAUACUUCCUAAAAAAUGUUGCACAGGGAGCGGCAACUACAUGCUAUGUGGCUCUGCACCCACAAGUGAAAGGGAUUAGUGGCGAAUACUUCAUGGAUAGUAAUAAAGCCAAAGCAAGUUCUCUCGCGCAAGAUGCAGAACUGGGAAAGAAACUUUGGGAUUUCAGCAUAAGCCUGACUGAUCCUAAAUAGUACGGUUCUGCUUGAAAAGAUUGUCUGUUAUUCUUUUAGUCCACAGAAACAAGUCGUUUCUGAACUAGAUAUUAAGAAGCUAUAUAUUGUUAACUACACUGAGAUGAGCAUUUGAGUCAAACAUGCUGUAAAGUCUACACUCAUUGUCUGAAUUUACCUGAACAGAUCGUUGGUGAAAUAGGAGAUGAUGGAAUGAGCGUAA
Messenger RNA from Syzygium oleosum, 1516 nucleotides. Its product is annotated as short-chain dehydrogenase TIC 32, chloroplastic-like. The coding region runs from base 367 to 1314 and encodes 315 amino acids. The record is from RefSeq and is a predicted model, not a curated record. Lineage: Eukaryota; Viridiplantae; Streptophyta; Magnoliopsida; Myrtales; Myrtaceae. The transcript is spliced from 8 exons.